AUGGGCAAUACAUGCCGUGGAUCUUUCAAAGGAAAACUUUAUCAGGGCUACAAUCAGCCCGACGAGCAAUCCACCACCACUGCCUCCAAUUCCAAGCGCAACGCCUCCUCUGAUAACUCCAAUUCUGAGCAUUCCCAGUCUAGCCUAACCUCCCAAGAACUCAUCCAGAAAAAGGACAGCAAUUUACCUCUCAUUAGCCCCAACAAGAAAGAUACGAUGAUGAGGCGCAGUGUUGAUAACCAGGCUUAUUAUGUUUUAGGCCAUAAAACUGCAAACAUUCGUGAUCUUUACACUUUAGGUCGUAAAUUAGGACAAGGACAAUUUGGCACUACUUAUUUAUGCACUGAUAUUUCUACGGGGAUUGAGUAUGCUUGCAAAUCUAUAUCCAAAAGGAAGUUGAUUUCCAAGGAGGAUGUCGAGGAUGUUCGGAGAGAGAUUCAGAUAAUGCACCAUUUGGCAGGUCAUAAUAAUAUCGUGACCAUUAAGGGUGCAUACGAGGAUCCAUUAUAUGUCCAUAUUGUUAUGGAGCUUUGCUCUGGAGGAGAGUUGUUUGAUAGGAUCAUCCAAAGGGGGCAUUACAGUGAGAGGAAGGCAGCUGAGUUGACUAAGAUCAUUGUCGGGGUUGUGGAGGCAUGUCACUCACUAGGGGUUAUGCAUCGAGAUUUAAAGCCUGAGAACUUCUUGUUGGUGAAUAAGGAUGAUGAUUUCUCACUCAAAGCUAUUGAUUUUGGACUCUCUGUGUUCUUCAAACCUGGUCAAGUUUUCACUGAUGUUGUGGGAAGCCCAUAUUAUGUUGCUCCAGAAGUACUCCUCAAGCACUAUGGGCCAGAAGCAGAUGUGUGGACAGCUGGGGUCAUAUUGUAUAUAUUGCUAAGUGGAGUACCACCAUUUUGGGCAGAAACACAACAAGGAAUAUUUGAUGCUGUGUUGAAGGGAUAUAUCGACUUUGACUCAGACCCAUGGCCCCUCAUAUCAGACAGUGCCAAAGACCUCAUCCGGAAGAUGCUUUGCUCUCAACCCUCAGAGCGUUUGACUGCUCACGAAGUGCUAUGUCACCCAUGGAUAUGUGAAAAUGGAGUUGCUCCAGAUAGAGCACUGGAUCCUGCUGUGCUUUCUCGUCUCAAGCAGUUCUCUGCAAUGAAUAAAUUAAAGAAGAUGGCUUUACGGGUAAUAGCUGAAAGCCUUUCGGAGGAGGAAAUUGCUGGUUUGAAAGAAAUGUUCACGGCUAUGGAUACUGAUAACAGUGGUGCAAUCACGUUUGAUGAACUCAAAGCUGGUUUGCGAAGAUAUGGCUCUACCUUGAAGGAUACUGAGAUACGUGAUCUUAUGGAUGCGGCUGAUGUGGACAACAGUGGAACAAUUGACUAUGGAGAAUUUGUAGCUGCUACAGUUCAUCUUAACAAAUUAGAGCGUGAGGAACAUCUUGUUGCAGCAUUCCAAUAUUUUGACAAGGAUGGAAGCGGUUAUAUUACAGUCGAUGAGCUUCAACAAGCUUGUGCUGAACAUAACAUGACCGAUGUUUUACUUGAAGACAUAAUCAAAGAAGUUGAUCAAGAUAAUGAUGGAAGAAUUGACUAUGGUGAAUUUGUUGCCAUGAUGCAAAAAGGCAAUGCAGGAAUUGGUAGACGAACUAUGCGAAACAGUCUGAAUAUGAGCAUGAGAGAUGCACCAGGGGCCCUAUAG
Messenger RNA from Dovyalis caffra, 1683 nucleotides. The record is from the annotation of a GenBank genome assembly. NCBI's taxonomy places the organism in Eukaryota, Viridiplantae, Streptophyta, Magnoliopsida, Malpighiales, Salicaceae.